Molecule: messenger RNA, 1159 nt
Organism: Meloidogyne enterolobii
Lineage: Eukaryota; Metazoa; Nematoda; Chromadorea; Rhabditida; Meloidogynidae
Source: the annotation of a GenBank genome assembly
AUGCAAUGACCGUUCAUCGUCCAAAUAAUGUCCAUUCAGCAGUUCAAAGGCUCAAUCGUCCCCCUUCCUCUACUGGUAGGCCAAAAACAACAACAGCUUCUUCAACUUCACUAAAUGUCUCUCAAAUUUCUUCUCAAUCAACAAGUAGUAGCUCAGGGAAUGAAUGUGUUAAAGUUGUUGUUAGGUCUGUCUUAAGACAAUAUUAUCUAGCUAUUCGCUCAAUUUUACCAAAUCCCACUUCACUUUUUGUAAUUUUAUCAUCCCACAUAUCCUACGUUCCUUCUGAUACUUCCAACCUUAAGCACUCUCUUCCUUCAGGGAUCAGGAAAUGCCGACCUCUUUCUUCAUCCGAACAAGCUCAAGGGCACAAUUGUUGUGUUAACGUCGACUCCAAAAGUGGCAUUAUCGAAUUAACAAACCCUCAAUGUCCCGACGAACCAGCAAAAUGUUUUUCCUUCGAUUCUGCCUUUGAUUUAAAUUCCAAACAAUUGGAUGUUUACGAUGAGGCUGUUAGACCAAUUGUUGAUUCGGUACUUCAAGGAUUUAAUGGCACUGUCUUUGCUUAUGGUCAAACUGGGACGGGGAAAACAUACACGAUGGAAGGGCCGAGCGGAAUUGGAAAGAACAUUGCUUCAGAACAAAGAGGUGUCAUUCCCAACUCCAUAGAUCAAAUAUUCCAACAUAUUGCUCAAUCACCCCCUUCCCUUCAAUAUCUAGUACGUGCCUCUUUUUUGGAAAUAUAUCAGGAAGAAAUUCGCGAUCUUCUAGACAAAAGUGGGGGAACUGGAAAACGCUUAGAAUUGAAAGAAAGGCCGGAUGUAGGUGUUUAUGUACGCGAUUUGAGUUCAUUUGUUACUCAAAGCGUUGAAGAGAUUGAACAUGUAUUAAAAGUUGGUCAUUCUAAUCGAAGCGUUGGAAGAACCAACAUGAAUGAACACAGCUCUAGAUCACAUGCCAUUCUUGUUUUGACUGUGGAAAGCUCUGAAAUUGGGCCGGAUGGGCAGCCACAUAUUCGAGUGAAUUUUUUAAAAAUAUUUUUAAAAGGUGUCCGAGAUUUUGACUUAUGGAGAAGGGGCUUGACUAUUUCUUGUCAAGAAUUAAUGGACAAAAUUGAAACAAUAAUUCCAUAGGACAUCGAGACAUAUACCAGGGCAGUUUC